Molecule: messenger RNA, 768 nt
Organism: Alnus glutinosa
Lineage: Eukaryota; Viridiplantae; Streptophyta; Magnoliopsida; Fagales; Betulaceae
Product: lectin 7-like
Exons: 2
Coding region: 1-768 (255 amino acids)
Molecular function (GO): carbohydrate binding
Source: RefSeq, a predicted model, not a curated record
AUGGACAUACCUAUGUUGCCUCUCUUCUUCUUCCUUCUACUUCUUCCCACCGCUUAUUCAGUUUCUUUCCAAAUAACUCGAUUUGAACCCACUGCCACCGACAUACUGUAUCUGGGUGAUGCUGUACCUUCUGCUGGAGCCAUUGAAAUGAUCAACACAAAUAAACUUGAUUGCCGAGUAGGUUUGGCCAUCUAUGCUAAGAGGGUGCCAAUCUGGGACUCUGAUACGAGAAAGCUCACUGACUUUACUUCACAUUACUCCUUCACUAUCAACACCCAAGGACAUUCUCACUAUGCCAGUGGGCUAGCAUUCUUCUUGGCUCCUGCUGGGUUUGAAAUCCCGCCAAAUUCAUCUGGUGGAUUUCUAGGCCUAUUCAACACCACAACCAGUACUGAAUCUACUGAUUCAUCUCGGAACCAAAUUGUUGGAGGAUGGGUAUGGGAUUUGGUCGGCGUGGACGCAGAACCGGCCUUGGAAUACGCCGCCGGGAGGAGUGAUUUUCACCGAUGGGUCGGCGUGGACGUAAAUGCUGUAGAGGUGACAGUUGCCAUUGAAGAAUUUCUCGAGAAAGGGAGCAAAAGAGAGGUCGGAGUUUGUGAGGAAGAGGAAGGCAAUCUUGGGCUUGGGAUUGGUGGCGGUGCCCAAGUGGGAGUGCGUGGAGCACGUGCGCACGGGGGAAAGGCGGGUGGCCUUGCGGAAGAGAGCGAGGUCAUCGAAGAAGCGUGCCAGCGGGAGGAUUUUAUGGCCGAAGACAAAGAGAAGGGGUAA